Diospyros lotus (date-plum) is the source of this 2929-nucleotide messenger RNA. Its product is annotated as pentatricopeptide repeat-containing protein At3g58590. NCBI's taxonomy places the organism in Eukaryota, Viridiplantae, Streptophyta, Magnoliopsida, Ericales, Ebenaceae. Gene Ontology annotation, molecular function: RNA binding; protein binding. The record is from RefSeq and is a predicted model, not a curated record. Gene Ontology annotation, biological process: RNA modification.
CUGCAUGAGAAAGGCAGCUUCCGGCUCUGUACUGCCCUUCAAGUUCCACAAAAUCUUCUCUUCUUCCAAGCUACAUCUCUUCUCGGUUCCUCUUUACCAUUUCCAUUCUCAUGUCGCCGUGCCUCUCCAACCGGCCAAUGGAGAACUCAAUCAGCAAAGGCUUGUUCAGCUACUCCAAGAGGGCUCAGGAUCAGGAAUCCGAUCGUUGGAAGCAGUCAAGUCUGUCCACGCGCUCUCCAUUACAAUGGCGUCGGUUUUCCGACAACCUAUCUUUCUUAACAACAAUAUCAUCACGGCAUAUGCGACAUCGGGUGACUUAUUGGCUGCCCGUAAGCUGUUCGACGAAAUGCUUCAACGGAACGUAGUGUCUUACAAUGCGAUGAUUGGUGCUUAUGCUCGUUACGGGAAUGCAGAGGAAGCUUGGAAGUUAUUUUCUGAGAUGAGGGCUUGUGGGUUUGAGGCUAGCCAGCACACAUUCGGGGGGCUUUUGUCGUGUGCUUCUUUGGAUCUUUGCCAAGGGCUAUACUUGCAGGCACUGACUAUAAAAAGUGGGUUGCUUUACACAGAUGCUUUUGCUGGAACUUCAUUGUUGGGUCUGUUCGGGAGGCAUGGGUUCUUAGAUGAGGCCAUUAAAGUUUUUGAAGAAAUGCCUCACAAGAACUUGGUCACUUGGAACUCGAUGCUUUCUUUGUUUGGCCAUCAUGGGCUUGCUGAAGAGUCUUUUUUUAUGCUCCGUGAACUCAUGAGGAGGGAUGUGGCUUUGUCUGAAUAUUCUUACGUGGGUGUUUUAUUAGCAUUUGCUUCAGAUCAGGAUCUUGAUUUUGCAGAACAAAUACAUGGUGUAUUGAUUAAAAAUGGGUUGAAUUGCGAAGUUUUAGUUGGAAAUGCUCUGAUAAGUAUGUAUGUGAAGUCCUGUGGGCCUCAUGCAGCUGAGAAAAUGUUUGGGGAUGUUGUAGUUCGGGAUACUGUGUCAUGGAAUACAAUUAUUGGAGCAUUUGCAAAAAAUGAUAGGCCAGACAAAGCCUUGGAUCUUUUCUUGAGAAUGCAUGGAGAUGAAGUGUGGCCUAACCAGGCAACAUUUGUUAAUGUAGUUAACUCCUGUACCAGCUCGCAUAUUCUGAUGUAUGGAAAAUUUGUCCAUGCUAAAAUAAUCAAAUACAUGUUUGAAUCUGAUGUGUUUGUUGGCAGUGCAUUGGUUGAUUUGUACGCUAAACACGAUGAGUUAGAAGAUGCAUAUCAUUGUUUCGGUGAUAUAGAGGAGAAGAAUGUGGUUUCUUGGAAUGCUUUGAUUUUUGGUUACUCAAAUAAAUGCUGCCCAUCCUCUGUUUCACUGCUACGAGAAAUGAUUCAGUCUGAUUGUUGGCCAAAUGAGUUUACAUUUUCUUCUGCACUUAAAUCCUCUUUCGUCAUAGAGUUGCAGCAGCUUCAUUCUUUAAUCACAAAAAUGGGUUACCACCAAAAUGAGUAUGUGUCAUGCUCCCUCAUCACAUCAUAUGCCAAAAACGGCUUGGUAUCUGAUGCCCUAACCUUGGUUCCUGUUUCUGACACACCAUUUUCUGUUGUCCCUACCAAUGUAAUUGCUGGAAUUUACAAUAGGACAGGUCAAUAUGAUAGAGCACAGGACUUAUUCUCUCUACUUGAGGAACCUGAUCUUAUAUCUUGGAAUAUCUUGAUUGCAGCUUGUUCUCGUAAUGGUGAUUACAAGGAGGUUUUCGAACUGUUUGGACAUAUGCAGGUAGCUUCCAUUUAUCCUGACAACUAUACAUAUGUUAGCCUUCUGAGUGUUUGCACGAAACUUUGCAACUUCGCUUUGGGUAGUUCGCUACAUGGCUAUAUCAUAAAAACUCAUUUUGAACGCUGUGACACAUUUGUUUACAAUGUGAUGAUAGACAUGUAUGGAAAAUGUGGGAGCCUUGAGGGUUCAUUGAAAAUUUUCAAUGAAAUGACAGAUAGAAACAUUAUCUCCUGGACUGCUAUAAUUUCAUCACUUGGACUUCAUGGUCAUGCAGCCAAGGCAUUACAGAGGUUUAGAGAAAUGGAGGUGGUUGGGUUGAGGCCAGAUGGAAUGGCUUUUAAAGCUGUGCUUUCAGCAUGCAGGCAUGGUGGUCUGGUUGAUGCAGGAAAAGUUCUUUUUAUGCAAAUGAGAACAAAUUGGGGGAUUGAACCAGACAUGGAUCACUAUAUUGUUAUGGUGGACUUAUUGACCAGACAUGGACAUCUGAAGGAAGCAGAACAACUAAUUGCUAGCAUGCCUUUCCUUCCAAAUUCCCUGAUAUGGCGUAGUUUCCUGGAAGGUUGUAAUAGAAAAAAACACAGUGCACAGACUCUGGCACUGGAACAUGUACACUUGGAAUCCAGUGUAUGAACUCAUGGAAGUAUUUAUGAUACUCUUCAAGGCUGAUGACAUGGCAUUUUCAUGCAUUCUCUGAUCUUCUGGCUUUAGUUCAAAAAGGUAAAGUUGAGAUUUGUUCUGUAAAGGGAGUCUCGGGAGUCUCCAGUGCAGGAGGCUUCCUACUUUGUGGGGAAUGAAAUAGGGUCAUCUUCAUGCAGCCUUACCCUUGCUUUGAAGGAUAGAUUCUCCUCAUGUAACAUGGAAGGCAUUAUUGUCUGUUGGGUAAGCCAAAGAUUCCCAUAUACCUAGUAAUUCUUUCUCUUUCUAUGUUCUUGUCAUAGACUGUCCUCAAGUGACCCUUCAAAAUAUCUACAUCUGAAUUGUCAAUUAUCUGUGGCGACUUGUGAAAAACUGCAGCUUGGUUUAAUUAAUGAAGCAUCCCAUGUUAUGUUCUGUUAGUUUAAAGCUCAUACUACCAGACAUGCUCCUGGCUGGCUUUGUUUUUAGUUUAAUACAUCUUGUAGCUUCACACAUUUACCUAAAUUUCAUUUUAUGUCAUAAUUUAGUUGAACUUGCACUUGAACCCCGGUAAUAAGA